Amoebophrya sp. A120 is the source of this 757-nucleotide messenger RNA. The record is from the annotation of a GenBank genome assembly. NCBI's taxonomy places the organism in Eukaryota, Dinophyceae, Syndiniales, Amoebophryaceae.
GCAACUUUGAAGACUACAGCCUCCUCUGGUAGUACGGCAUCGAACAAGAAGGUCGAAGUGGACCAUGCCGCAACUACCGUUGGGGAGACGGAAAAAAAGAAGGUUCAGGGGGUAUCGAAAGGAAAAAUCCCCCCUCCCCAUAUCGAAAACGAAAUUUGUGAUGCUGUAUUUGAGUUCACAAAUCAGAUUUGUCUUGCUGGCGAGGACUGCAGGCCCAUAUCAGGCCUGAGUAGACAAGUUUUGGCCUAGGCGCUUAGCAUGGCAGAAGUCUACGCUGUAGGAGCAACAGCAUGACAGACCGCCCGUAGAAUCUGCAUCACAAAUUUUCAGAAGUGUCCCGGUUUGGUAUGGGGAGGGGGGAUUUUUCCUCACAAUAGGGGGCCAAAGCGGUGAAGGCCGCCUCGAUUCCGCCGUCGAUGGUGAUAUCAAAUGUAAAAAUGUCUGGGUCUGGAAGAAUGCAAGAUUUGUCAUGCAUAUUUUUCAUGGCCAAUGAUGCCUGUAAUGCACGACCUAGCAUCACAGACUUUUAGAGGACUUCCUGAUGCGCCUUCCGCAUGAGAAAUGCCCUGUCCGCGUAGCACAAACUGCAACCCUCUUGCUGGUCAUGCAAGACAAAUUUUCCUAGAAUCCAAAAACAGCAUGACAAGUAGCGACCUUCCAGACCCAGACAUUUUUACAUUUGAUAGGUGAAGUCGCUGAACAAAUCUCCCUCAAUGGCGACUACGGUCCAAGGCGAGCAGCAGGCUUUCGAUCCGAC